Messenger RNA from Kogia breviceps (pygmy sperm whale), 13116 nucleotides. RefSeq names its product tenascin XB (gene TNXB). The record is from RefSeq and is a predicted model, not a curated record. Gene Ontology annotation, biological process: neuron projection development; regulation of cell adhesion. Gene Ontology annotation, molecular function: protein binding. NCBI's taxonomy places the organism in Eukaryota, Metazoa, Chordata, Mammalia, Artiodactyla, Physeteridae.
CCCCUUCUCCUCCCCCUGCUCGCUGCAGACUCCCUCCUUCUCACUGUCGCAGCCCAGAUCGACGGUCGGGUGGCGGCUCAGUGAGCCCCUGCUGCAGGGAACGAGCAAAGGGACGUCCAGGAGCCCAGGAGCCCAGGACUGCCAAGGGGCGCCCACCCACCCUGCCCCGAGAGAACCCCCUUCCCAAGGUCGGGGACAGAGCAGGUGCAGAGACACCGCAGUCGCUGGUUACUCAGCCUCCUGAAUGAUGCCAGCCCAAGGUUCGCUAAGCUCCAACCUGGCCCUUCUGGUGCUGCUGGGCACAGUCAGAGCAGGCCCUUUCUCUCCACGGUCCAAUGUGACACUCCCAGCCCCACGGCCUCCUCCCCAGCCAGGAGGCCGCACAGAACAGCCAGGAGGGGGAGGCCCUUCUUCUCAGCUUUAUGAGCACACCGUGGAAGGAGGGGAGAAGCAGGUGGUGUUCACCCACCGCAUUAACCUGCCCACUUCAGGUAGCUGUGGCUGUCCCCCAGGCACUGAGCCCUCCGUCCCUGCUUCGGAGGUGCAGGCCCUGAGGGUCCGGCUGGAGAUCCUGGAGGAGCUGGUGAAGGGGCUCAAGGAACAGUGCACUGGGGGAUGUUGUCCUGCUGCUGCCCAGGCUGGCACAGGCCAUACAGACGUGCGGAGCCUCUGCAGUCUCCAUGGCGUGUUUGACCUGAGCCGCUGUGCCUGCUCCUGCGAGCCAGGCUGGGGUGGGCCCACCUGCUCAGACCCCACAGAUGCUGCGGUGCCCCCCUCCUCUCCCCUCUCAGCUUCCCGGUCCUGCCCAGAUGACUGCAAUGAUCAGGGUCGCUGCGUCCGUGGUCGCUGCGUGUGCUUCCCUGGCUACACCGGCCCCAGCUGUAGCUGGCCCUCCUGCCCGGGGGACUGCCACGGCCGCGGGCGCUGCGUGCAGGGCGUGUGCGUGUGCCGUGCGGGCUUCUCCGGGGACGACUGCAGCCUGCGCUCCUGCCCUCGGGGCUGCAGCCAGAGGGGACGCUGCGAGAACGGGCGCUGCGUGUGCAAACCGGGCUACACUGGCGAGGACUGUGGGGUGAGGAGCUGCCCCCGAGGUUGCAGCCAGAAGGGGCGCUGCGAGGACGGGCGCUGCGUCUGUGACCCUGGCUACGCUGGCGAGGACUGCGGCUCUCGGAGCUGCCCGUGGGACUGUGGCGAGGGCGGGCGCUGUGUGGACGGCCGCUGCGUGUGCUGGCCCGGGUACGCGGGCGAGGACUGCAGCACGCGGACCUGCCCCCGCGACUGUCGGGGCCGAGGGCGCUGCGAGGAAGGCGAAUGCAUCUGCGACCCAGGCUACAGCGGGGACGAUUGCGGAGUGCGCAGCUGCCCGGGCGACUGCAACCAAAGGGGCCGCUGCGAGGACGGCCGCUGCGUGUGCUGGCCUGGGUACUCGGGGCCCGACUGCGGCGCCCGCGCUUGCCCGCGCGACUGUCGGGGCCGCGGGCGCUGCGAGAACGGCGUGUGCGUGUGCAACGCGGGCUACAGCGGCGAGGACUGCGGCGCGCGCAGCUGUCCUGGGGACUGUAGCGGCCGGGGCCGUUGCGAGAGCGGCCGCUGCGUGUGUUGGCCCGGGUACACAGGCCGGGACUGCGGCACGCGCGCCUGCCCUGGCGACUGUCGCGGGCGCUGCGUGGACGGCCGCUGCGUGUGUAACCCGGGCUUCACAGGCGAGGACUGCGGGAAACGACGGUGUCCCGGGGACUGCCGCGGUCGCGGCCGCUGCGAGGAUGGCGUGUGCUUGUGCGACGUGGGCUACGAGGGCGAAGACUGCGGCGGGCGCAGCUGCCCCAGGGGUUGCCAGGGUCGCGGCCAGUGUCUGGAGGGGCGGUGCGUGUGCGACGACGGCUACGAGGGUGAAGACUGCGGUGUGAGGCGGUGCACGCGCGACUGCAGCCAGCGCGGCGUGUGCCAGGAUGGUGUGUGCGCCUGUUGGGAGGGCUACACGGGCGAGGACUGCAGCCUCCGUACCUGCCCCUCCGACUGUCACCGGCGCGGCCGCUGUGAGGACGGGCGCUGCGUGUGCGACUCCGGCUACACCGGCCCCUACUGUGCCACCCGAACCUGCCCGGCGGACUGCCGGGGCCGUGGACGUUGUGUGCAGGGCGUGUGCGUGUGCCACGCGGGCUACAGCGGCGAGGACUGUGGGCAGGAAGAGCCUCCCGCCAGUGCCUGCUUCGGGGGCUGCGGGCCUCGGGAGCUGUGCCGCGCGGGCCAGUGUGUGUGCGUCGAGGGCUUCCGAGGCCCCGACUGCGCCAUCCAGACGUGCCCCGGGGACUGCCGCGGUCGGGGAGAGUGUCGUGAGGGCAGCUGCGUCUGCCAAGAUGGCUAUGCAGGGGAGGACUGCGGGGAAGAGGUGCCAGCCGUUGAGGGCAUGAGGAUGCACCUCCUGGAGGAGACGAUGGUUCGGACAGAGUGGACCCGGGCUCCUGGCAAUGUGGAUGCCUACGAAAUUCAGUUCAUCCCCACGACAGAGGGGCCGAGCCCCCCAUUCACAGCACGGGUGCCCAGCUCUGCCUCAGCCUAUGACCAGAGAGGACUGGCCCCUGGUCAGGAGUACCAGGUCACUGUCCGUGCCCUUCGAGGGACUAGCUGGGGCCCUCCUGCCUCCAAGACCAUCACCACCAUGAUCGAUGGCCCCCAGGACCUCCGAGUGGUGGCUGUGACACCAACCACGCUGGAGCUCAACUGGCUGCGCCCCCAGGCUGAGGUGGACCAGUUCGUGGUGUCCUACGUCAGUGCCGGCAACCAGAGGGUGCGGCUGGAAGUGCCCUCUGAGGCAGACGGGACGCUGCUGACCGGCCUGAUGCCAGGCGUAGAAUACGUGGUGACCGUCACUGCCGAGCGGGGCCGGGCAGUAAGCUACCCGGCUUCUGUCAGGGCCAACACAGCACCAGGCCACUACAGUCACCCGGAGGCGCACGCCCCAGCCCCGUCCCCCAAGCCCCGGCCCCGGCCGGUCCCGGCCCCGCGGCCCUCGCGCCCACCAGUCCCCCCUCGGCCCUCGCGGCCGGCGGAGGAGGGGGAGGCGGAGUCUCGGCCCGAGUCGAGCCUACCCCAGCCCCCUCGGCGGGCGUGGGGCAACCUGACGGCCGAGCUGGGCCGCUUCCGCGGCACCGCGCAGGACCUGGAGCACCACCUGCGGGCUCACGGCUACCCACUGCGGGCCAACCAGACCUACACGUCGGUGGCGCGCCACAUCCACGAAUACUUGCAGCGGCGUCGCCUGGCGGCGGCCGUCCCCACCAGCUCCCCCGCACCCCCGGCCCGUCGCCCCCACCCCACCUCCAGCCCCGACUCGGGCACCUGGAAGCGGGACUCCAACCAGGGCACCUACGGCCUCUCGCCCAAAGGCGUCGACCGGGUGGCUGCGCCCCGCCACCCCAAGCCCGAGGUGCUGGGCAGUUCCGCCGACGGCUCACUACUCGUGUCCCUCGACGGGCUCCGCGGCCACUUCGAGCGCGUGGUGCUGCGCUGGCGGCCCCAGCCGCCCGCAGAGGGCCCCGGCGGGGAGCUGACCGUGCCGGGCACCAAGCGCACCGUCAGCCUGCCAGAUCUCAAGCCCGGCACCACCUACCACGUGGAGGUCCACGGGGUACGGGCAGGGCAGACCUCCAAGUCCUACGCCUUCAUCACCACCACAGGGUCCUCCCCCUCAGACCUCCUGGGGUCCACUGAUGAGCCUCCUCCCUCAGGCCCUUCAACGACUCAAGGGGCUCAGGCCCCUGUCCUGCAGCAGCGACCCCAGGAGCUGGCAGAGUUGAGGGUGCUGGGCAGAGACAAGACAGGACACCUCCGCGUGGCCUGGACCGCCCAGCCUGACACCUUUGCCCACUUCCAGCUGCGCCUACGGGUGCCCGAAGGGCCUGGGGCACAUGAGGAACUACUGCCAGGGGAUGUCCGUCAGGCUCUGGUGCCCUCACCCCCUCCUGGAUCCCCCUAUGAGCUGUCACUUCGUGGGGUCCCCCCCGGGGGCGAGCCCUCUGCCCCUCUCAUCUACCAAGGCAUUAUGGACAGGGACGAGGAGAAGCCCGGGCAGCCUUUGGCCCCGCCACGCCUGGGCAAGCUGACAGUGACAGACAUGACUUCCAGCUCCCUGCUUCUGCACUGGACGGUCCCUGAGGGCGAGUUUGACUCCUUCGUGAUCCAAUACAAAGACAGGGACAGGCCCCAGGUGGUGCCUGUAGAGGGACCCCAGCGCUCAGCCCUCAUCUCCAACCUGGACGUCGGCCGCAAGUACAAAUUCGUCCUGUACGGGCUCGUGGGCAAGAAGAGGCAUGGCCCCCUGGUGGCUGAAGCCAAGAUCUUGCCUCAGCCUGAUUCCAGCUCAGUGACUCCACCCCGCCUGGGAAAGCUGUGGGUGACAGAUCCCACCCCAGAUUCGCUGCACCUCUCCUGGACUGUCCCUGAGGGCCAGUUUGACUCCUUCGUGGUCCAAUACAGGGACAGGGAUGGACGGCCCCAGGUGGUGCCCGUGGAAGCUCCCGAGCGCUCGGUCAUUGUCUCCCCGCUGGACCCCGACCACAAGUACAGAUUCACUCUCUUUGGGAUUGCCAACAAGAAGCGGCACGGCCCCCUCACGGCCGAUGGCACCACUGCCCCGGAGAAGAGAGAGGAGUCGCGCCACCCAGAGUCCCCUGAGCAGCCCCUGCUGGGGCAGCUGACAGUGACUGGCACCACCCCAGACUCCCUGCGCCUGUCCUGGACGGUGGCCCAGGGCUCUUUUGACUCCUUCAUGGUCCAGUACAAGGAUGCGCAGGGGCGGGCCCAGGCAGUGCCCAUCAGGGGCCAUGAGAAUGAGGUCACCAUCCCCGGCCUGGAGUCCGACCGGAAGUAUAAGAUGAACCUCUAUGGGCUUCAUGGCAGGCAGCGCGUGGGGCCUGUGUCCGUGGUGGCCACCACAGCCCCGCAGGAAGGCGUGGACAAGACCCCCAGCCCCACAGAGCCCAGCACAGAGGCCUCGGAGGCCCCCGAGGAGCCCCUCCUGGGGGAGCUGACGGUGACAGGAUCCUCCCCGGACUCGCUGAGCCUCUCCUGGACCGUCCCUCAGGGCCACUUCGACUCCUUCACCGUCCAGUACAGAGACAGGGACGGGCAGCCCAAGGUGAUGCGGGUGCCGGGGCACCAGGACGGGGUCACCAUCUCGGGCCUGGAGCCAGACCACAAGUACAAGAUGAACCUGUACGGCUUCCAUGACAGACAGCGCGUGGGCCCCGUCUCUGUCAUCGGGGUGACAACUGCAGAGGAAGACACCCCCAGCCCCACAGAGAUGGAGGAGACCCCCAGCCCCACAGAACCCAGCACAGAAGCCUCGGAGGCCCCCGAGGAGCCCCUCCUGGGGGAGCUGACGGUGACAGGAUCCUCCCCGGACUCGCUGAGCCUCUCCUGGACCGUCCCCCAGGGCCACUUCGACUCCUUCACCGUCCAGUACAAGGGCAGAGACGGGCCCCAGGUGGUGCGUGUCGGGGGCGAGGAGAGUGAGGUGACGGCUGGGGGCCUGGAGCCCGGGCACAAGUACAAGAUGCACCUGUACGGCCUGCACGGGGGGCAGCGUGUGGGCCCCGUGUCCACCGUGGGCGUGACCGCUCCACAACCAGAAGAGACUCCUCCAGCCACCGAGCCCCCCCUGGAGCCACGCCUCGGGGAGCUGACAGUGACAGAUGUGACCCCCAGCUCCGUGGGCCUUGCAUGGACGGUCCCUGAGGGCCAGUUUGACUCCUUCGUGGUCCAGUACAAGGACAGGGACGGGCAGCCCCAGGCGGUGCCUGUGGCCGCAGACCAGCGCGAGGCCACUGUCCCGGACCUGGAGCCUGCACGCAAAUACAAGAUGAACGUCUACGGGCUACACGGUGGGCAGCGUGUGGGCCCCCUCUCUGUGGUAGCCAUGACCGCCCCAGGCGCAGAGCCCCCCCUUGAGCCACGUCUGGGGGAGCUGACAGUGACGGACAUGACCCCAGACUCCAUGGGCCUCUCCUGGACAGUCCCCGAGGGUGAAUUCGACUCCUUCGUGGUCCAGUACAAGGACAGGGACAGGCAGCCCCAGGAGGUGCCUGUGGCUGCAGACCAGCGUGACGUCACCAUCCCCGGCCUGGAGCCCAAUAGGAAAUACAAGUUCCUGCUCUUUGGUAUCCAGGAUGGGAAACGCCACAGCCCAGUCUCUGUGGAGGCAAAGACAGUUGCUCGAGGUGACACCAGCCCAGGAACCCCACCCCGCCUCGGGGAGCUGUGGGUGACAGACCCCACCCCAGACUCACUGCGCCUCUCCUGGACAGUCCCCGAGGGCCACUUUGACUCCUUUGUGGUCCAGUUCAAGGACAGGGACGGGCCCCGGGUGGUGCCUGCAGAGGGCCACGAGCGCUCAGUCACCAUCGGCCCUCUGGACGCCAGCCGCAAGUACAGAUUCCUCCUCUACGGCCUCCUGGGCAAGAGGCGCCAUGGCCCCCUCACCGCCGAGGGCACCACAGAGACCCGGAGAGCUGUGGACGAGGCUGGAACAAAACCACGUUUGGGGGAGGAGCUGCAGGUGACCAGCGUGACAUCAGACUCCGUGGGCCUCUCGUGGACGGUCCCUGAGGGCCAGUUUGACUCCUUUGUGGUCCAGUACAAGGACAGAGAUGGGCAACCCCAGGUGGUGCCCGUGGAGGGCAGCCUCAGGGAGGUCAGUGUCUCAGGCCUGGACCCUGCCCGCAGGUACAAGCUGCUGCUCUACGGGCUAUACGAGGGCAAGCGUGUGGGUCCCAUCUCCACCGUCGCCACGACCGCCCACGGGGAAGAAGUUGAAGCUGAGACUGAGGCCCCCAGCCCUCCAGCAUCCGAGCCCCGUCUGGGGGAGGUGACUGUGGAGGAGAGCGCCCCACACACCCUGCAUCUCUCCUGGGCCGUGAUUGAGGGAGAAUUUGACUCCUUCGAGGUCCAGUACACAGACGAGGAUGGGCGACUCCAAGUAGUCCAUUUAGGGGGCAGCCAGAAUGACAUCACCCUCUCUGACCUGGAAUCCGACCACAGAUACCUGGUGAGCCUGUACGGCCUCCACGAUGGGCAGCGUGUGGGUCCUGCGCACGUCGAGGCCCUGACAGCCCCAAAUGAGGAAGAGAAUGAACCUUCAGAAUCUCCCUCUACCACCCCUGAGCCUCACGUCACGCCUCGCCUGGGGGAGCUGGCAGUGACAGACGCCACCCCCGAAUCCCUGAGCCUCUCCUGGACCAUCCCCGAGGGCCAGUUUGACCACUUCCUGAUCCAGUACAAGAACGGGGACGGGCAGCCCAAGGCAGUGAGGGUGCCGGGGUACGAGGACGGGGUCACCAUCUCGGGCCUGGAGCCAGACCACAAGUACAAGAUGAACCUGUACGGCUUCCAUGACAGCCAGCGCGUGGGCCCCGUCUCUGUCAUCGGGGUGACAACUGCAGAGGAAGACACCCCCAGCCCCACAGAGAUGGAGGAGACCCCCAGCCCCACAGAACCCAGCACAGAAGCCUCGGAGGCCCCCGAGGAGCCCCUCCUGGGGGAGCUGACGGUGACAGGAUCCUCCCCGGACUCGCUGAGCCUCUCCUGGACCGUCCCUCAGGGCCACUUCGACUCCUUCACCGUCCAGUACAGAGACAGGGAUGGGCAGCCCAAGGUGAUGCGGGUGCCAGGGCACCAGGAUGGGGUCACCAUCUCAGGCCUGGAGCCAGACCACAAGUACAAGAUGAACCUGUACGGCUUCCAUGACAGACAGCGCGUGGGCCCCGUGUCUGUCAUCGGGGUGACAACUGCAGAGGAAGACACCCCCAGCCCCACAGAGAUGGAGGAGACCCCCAGCCCCACAGAACCCAGCACAGAGGCCUCGGAGGCCCCCGAGGAGCCCCUCCUGGGGGAGCUGACGGUGACAGGAUCCUCCCCGGACUCGCUGAGCCUCUCCUGGACCGUCCCCCAGGGCCACUUCGACUCCUUCACCGUCCAGUACAAGGGCAGAGACGGGCCCCAGGUGGUGCGUGUCGGGGGCGAGGAGAGUGAGGUGACGGCUGGGGGCCUGGAGCCCGGGCGCAAGUACAAGAUGCACCUGUACGGCCUGCACGGGGGGCGGCGUGUGGGCCCCGUGUCCACCGUGGGCGUGACUGCCCCUAAAGAGGAGCCCCCUGCCAUCCCCCCUUUGAAGCCACAGCUGGGAGAGCUGACUGUGACGGACACCACCCCCGACUCCCUGAGCCUCUUCUGGAACGUCCCAGAGGGCCAGUUUGACCACUUCCUGGUCCAGUACAAGAACGGAGACGGGCAGCCCAAGGCGGUGAGGGUGCCGGGGCACCAGGACGGGGUCACCAUCUCGGGCCUGGAGCCAGACCACAAGUACAAGAUGAACCUGUACGGCUUCCACAGUGGCCAGCGCGUGGGCCCUGUCUCCACUGUAGGUUUAACUGCCUCAGAAAAUGACCAAGAAAUGACCCCAGCCCCAACAGACCUGCCCACCACAGCCCCCGAGCCUCCCGUCAAGCCGCACCUGGGGGAGCUGGCAGUGACAGACGCCACCCCCGAAUCCCUGAGCCUCUCCUGGACCAUCCCCGAGGGCCAGUUUGACCACUUCCUGAUCCAGUACAAGAACGGGGACGGGCAGCCCAAGGCAGUGAGGGUGCCGGGGUACGAGGACGGGGUCACCAUCUCGGGCCUGGAGCCAGAUCACAAGUACAAGAUGAACCUGUACGGCUUCCAUGACAGACAGCGCGUGGGCCCCGUCUCUGUCAUCGGAGUGACAACUGCAGAGGAAGACACCCCCAGCCCCACAGAGAUGGAAGAGACCCCCAGCCCCACAGAACCCAGCACAGAGACCUCGGAGGCCCCUGAGGAGCCCCUCCUGGGGGAGCUGACGGUGACAGGAUCCUCCCCGGACUCGCUGAGUCUCUCCUGGACCGUCCCCCAGGGCCACUUCGACUCCUUCACCGUCCAGUACAAGGGCAGAGACGGGCCCCAGGUGGUGCGUGUCGGGGGCGAGGAGAGUGAGGUGACGGCUGGGGGCCUGGAGCCCGGGCGCAAGUACAAGAUGCACCUGUACGGCCUGCACAGGGGGCGGCGUGUGGGCCCCGUGUCCACCGUGGGCGUGACCGCCCUCCAGGAGGUUGUGGAGGAGACCCCCAGCCCCACAGAACCCAGCACAGAGGCUCCGGAGCCCCCCAGAGAGCCUCUCUUGGGGGAACUGACGGUGACAGGAUCCUCCCCGGACUCGCUGAGCCUCUCCUGGACCGUCCCCCAGGGCCACUUCGACUCCUUCACCGUCCAGUACAAGGGCAGAGACGGGCCCCAGGUGGUGCGUGUCGGGGGCGAGGAGAGUGAGGUGACCAUUGGGGGCCUGGAGCCCGGGCGCAAGUACAAGAUGCACCUGUACGGCCUGCACGGGGGGCAGCGUGUGGGCCCCGUGUCCACCGUGGGCGUGACCGAUCCAGACUACAAAGCCAUGACCACCCAAGCCCCGUCCACUGCGGCCCCCGAGCCUCCCGUCAAGCCGCACCUGGGGGAGCUGGCAGUGACAGACGCCACCCCCGAAUCCCUGAGCCUCUCCUGGACCAUCCCCGAGGGCCAGUUUGACCACUUCCUGAUCCAGUACAAGAACGGGGACGGGCAGCCCAAGGCAGUGAGGGUGCCGGGGUACGAGGACGGGGUCACCAUCUCGGGCCUGGAGCCAGACCACAAGUAUAAGAUGAACCUGUACGGCUUCCAUGACAGCCAGCGCGUGGGCCCCGUCUCUGUCAUCGGGGUGACAACUGCAGAGGAAGACACCCCCAGCCCCACAGAGAUGGAGGAGACCCCCAGCCCCACAGAACCCAGCACAGAGGCCUCGGAGGCCCCCGAGGAGCCCCUCCUGGGGGAGCUGACGGUGACAGGAUCCUCCCCGGACUCGCUGAGUCUCUCCUGGACCGUCCCCCAGGGCCACUUCGACUCCUUCACCGUCCAGUACAAGGGCAGAGACGGGCCCCAGGUGGUGCGUGUCGGGGGCGAGGAGAGUGAGGUGACGGUUGGGGGCCUGGAGCCCGGGCGCAAGUACAAGAUGCACCUGUACGGCCUGCACGGGGGGCGGCGUGUGGGCCCCGUGUCCACCAUGGGCGUGACCGCCUCCCUGAAUACAGAGCCCCCCGUGGCACCCCGCCUGGGGGAGCUGGCCGUGGCAGCCGUGACCUCAGACACAGUGCACCUCUCCUGGACAGUGGAGCGGGGCCCCUUCGACUCCUUCCUGGUCCAAUACAAGGAUGUGCAGGGGCAGCCGCAGGCAGUGCCAGUGGGUGGACACCUCCGAGAGGUCUCGGUUUCGGACCUGGCCCCGGGCCACAAGUACAAGUUCCUACUCUUCGGAUUCCAGGAUGAGAAACAACACGGGCCAGUCUCUGCAGACGCGAAGACCCUCCCAGACACUAAACCUUCUCUCCGCCUGGGGGAGCUGACAGUGACGGACGUGACCCCAGACUCCCUGGGCCUCUCCUGGACGGUCCCCGAGGGCGAAUUUGACUCCUUCGUGGUUCAGUACAGGGACAGGGACGGGCAGCCGCACGUGGUGCCUGUGGCCUCGGACCAGCGCGAGAGCACCAUCCCCGGCCUGGAGCCCAAUAGCAAAUACAAGUUUCUGCUCUAUGGGCUGGCAGGCAGGAAACGACUGGGCCCCAUCUCUGCUGAAGGCAGCACGGCUCCCCUGAAGAAGGAGCAGCAGCGCCCACCCCACCUCGGGGAGCUGACAGUGACAGACGAGACUUCGGAUUCUCUGCGCCUCUUGUGGACAGCGGCCCAGGGCCCCUUUGACUCCUUCGUGGUCCAGUACAGGGACACAGAAGGGCAGCCCUCGGCGGUGCCUGUGGCCGCAGACCAGAGAGAGGUCACCAUAGAGGGCCUGGAGCCUGGCAGGAAAUACAAGUUUCUGCUCUAUGGGCUUCUCAGAGGACAGCGCCUGGGCCCCGUCUCUGUCCUGGGAAUGACAGCCCCAGAAGAGGACAUGCCAGCACCCUGGCACCUGACCACGGAGGCCCCCGAGCCCCCUGAAGGGCCCCGCCUGGGGACACUGGCAGUGAAGGAUGUGUCCCCGGAUGCCCUGCGCCUCUCAUGGAGCGUGGCCCAGGGCCCCUUUGACUCCUUCGUGGUCCAGUAUCAGAGCACAGGUGGGGAGCCCCAGGCCUUGCUCGUGGGUGGCGACCAGAACAAGCUCCUCGUGUCAGGCCUGGAGCCCAGCACCUCCUACAAGUUCUUCCUCUACGGCUUGCAUGAAGGGAAGCGCCUGGGGCCCGUCUCAGCCGAGGGCAUCACAGGGCCAGCUCCUGCCGGUCAGACCCCCGGAGAGCCAGGGCCGCGCCUAUCCCACCUGUCGGUGACUGAUGUGACCACCAAUUCGCUGCUGCUCAACUGGGAGGCCCCACCCGAGGCCUUUGACUCCUUCCUGCUCCGCUUUGGGGUCCCAUCACCGAGCACUCUGGAGCUGCAUCCACGUUCCCCGCCGCAGCGGGAGCUGACGGUGCCAGGGACGCAGCGCUCGGCUGUGCUCCGGGACCUGAGUCCAGGGACCCUAUACGCCCUUACGUUGUACGGGCUGCGUGGGCCUCACAAGGCCGACAGCGUCCAGGGUACAGCCCGGACCCUCAGCCCAGCUCUGGAGCGCCCCCGUGACCUGCAGUUCAGCGAGAUCGGGGAGACGUCAGCCAAGGUCAGCUGGAUGCCCCCCCGGUCCAGAGUGGACAGCUUCAAAGUUUCCUACCAGCUGGCAGAUGGAGGGGAGCCACAGAGUGUUCAGGUGGAUGGCCGAGCCCGGACCCAGAAACUCGAGGGGCUCGUCCCAGGCGCUCACUACGACGUCACCGUGGUCUCCGUCCGUGGCUUUGAGGAGAGUGAGCCUCUCACAGGCUUCCUUACCACGGUUCCUGACGGCCCCACCCAUCUGCGUGCACUGAACCUGACGGAAGGAUCCGCCCUGCUGCUUUGGCAGCCCCCCCAGGCCCCGGUGGAUACCUAUGACAUCAAGGUCACAGCCCCAGGAGUGCCCUCGCUACAGGGUUCGGCCCCUGGCAGCGCCGUGGACUACCCCCUGCAAGGCCUUGAGCUCCACACCAACUACACGGCGACCCUGCAUGGCCUUCGGGGACCCAGCCUCACCUCCCCAGCCAGCAUCACCUUCACCACAGGGUUGGAGGCCCCCCAGGACUUGGAGGCCAAGGAGGUGACCCCCCGCACAGCCCUGCUCACUUGGAUCGCGCCCCAAGUCCCCCCAACUGGCUACCUGCUCAGCUUCAACACCCCUGGUGGACAGACCCAGGAGAUCAUGCUCCCAGGAGGGGUCACCUCUCACCAGCUUCACAACCUCUUUCCCUCCACCCCCUAUAGCGCGUGGCUCCGGGCCAUGUGGGACCACAGCUUCACUCCGCCCAUGUCCACUUCCUUCACCACUGGUGGACUUCGGAUCCCCUUCCCCCGGGACUGUGGGGAGGAGAUGCAGAACGGGGCCAGCACCUCAAGGACCACCACCGUCUUCCUCAACGGCAACCGCGAGCGGCCCCUGAACGUCUUUUGUGACAUGGAGACCGAUGGGGGUGGCUGGCUGGUGUUCCAGCGCCGCAUGGAUGGAAAAACUGACUUCUGGCGGGACUGGGAGGACUAUGCCCAGGGUUUUGGGAACAUCUCCGAGGAGUUCUGGCUGGGCAACGAGGCCCUGCACAGCCUGACCAAAGCCGGCGACUACUCCUUGCGUGUGGACCUGCGGGAUGGGGACGAGGCCGUGUUUGCCCAGUACGACUCCUUCCAAGUAGACUCGGCCAACGAGUACUACCGCCUCCACCUGGAAGGCUACCAUGGCACUGCAGGGGACUCCAUGAGCUACCACAGCGGCAGUGUCUUCUCUGCCCGUGACCGAGACCCCAACAACUUGCUCAUCUCCUGCGCCGUCUCUUACCGAGGGGCCUGGUGGUAUAGGAACUGCCACUAUGCCAACCUCAACGGGCUCUACGGGAGCACGGUGGACCACCAGGGAGUGACCUGGUACUACUGGAAGGGCUUUGACUUCUCCGUGCCCUUCACGGAAAUGAAGCUGAGACCAAGAAGCUACCGGCCCCCCGGCAGGGGGGGCUGAGCCGCUGCUCACCCCUC